UCUCUCUCUCUCUGUCAUUCUGGAGCCCUGAAGACUGCCCUGAUCGCAGCACCGCCACUUAAUCCAAACAGCUGGGCCUCUCCAGUUUGCUUUCCUCGACGACGUCUAUUUACUUAAAGAGAUCUAAAACCAAUUAAGAAGGGGGAGAGGAGGAAGAGGGAGGGAGGAAGACGAGGAAACCGACCUGGAUUGAAACAAACAAACAAGCAAGCAAGCAAAAAAGCGAGCGAGCGAGCCAAGGAGCCCCCCUCCCGCCCGACGAGAACCACAACCUAGCGGCCGCCUCGUCCAUGCGUCCCGAUUGGUCCCGGCGCGCCGGUGGCCACCUAGGAGAGCUGCCUCGGCUGCUGCAGCCCGGCGCUCUUCCCUGAUGGGCCCGUCGGGGCUGUGCUGUGCCCGGAGCUGAGCGCCGCUGCGGCGGCCCCCGCCAUGCCACAAUGGUGACCGCCUGGCUCGUCCUGCUAAGCGCCUUGCAGGCGGCGCGGGGCUCCCCCGGGCCGGCGGCGGCCGACGGGGCCCCCGUGGGGCCCCCGUGUGCCCGGGGAGGGCCGUCGUGCGACCCGCGCUGGCGCAGAGACGCGGGCGGGCGCGGCGGCGUCUACGAGCAUCUCGGCGGAGCGCCGCGGCGCAGGAAGCUCUACUGCGCCACCAAGUACCACCUCCAGAUCCACGCCAACGGCAGGAUCAACGGCACCUUGGAGAAGAACAGCGUCUUCAGCAUCCUCGAGAUUACUGCAGUGGACGUUGGAAUUGUUGCCAUCAAAGGCUGUUUCUCCGGCAGAUACCUGGCCAUGAACAAAAGAGGCAGACUUUAUGCUUCCGAAACCUACAAUGCUGAGUGUGAGUUUGUGGAAAGGAUUCACGAGCUAGGCUAUAAUACGUAUGCAUCCCGCAUAUACCGGACUGUGCCCAAUGGAGCCAGCGGUAGGCGCAAAGCUAGCGCUGAGAGACUCUGGUAUGUCUCCAUCAAUGGGAAAGGACGACCCAGAAGAAGCUUCAAAACUCGUCGGACCCAGAAAUCUUCUCUCUUUUUGCCGCGGGUGUUGGAUAACAAAGACCAUGAUAUGGUCCGACUAUUCCAUACAAAUGCUAAGUACAGAGAGAGCCUGCUAAAGCCUCCGAGCAAGAACCAGAGGAGACGCAGAGGACACUAAGGGAUGCUCUGUGGGGAGGGCAAAGGAUGGAGAACCAAGAAGACAAGUCAGUGUUCAUAGUGCUACUAAAUAACUAACAAAUAUGUCUGCGUGAUCAAUGUGGACUCAGAAAGUAAUGUUACGCUGUAUGUAUAUAUUUUACCAGUUGUCUCACCAAACAUACUUGCUAAUAGGUGUUUUAGACUUAUAAUCCAUUGUUAAUGGCAUAUGAUAUAAUAAAUCACAGCAUGUCCACGUGUAAAUUAGAUGGAUGCACCGAUUCUCA
Molecule: messenger RNA, 1419 nt
Organism: Podarcis raffonei (Aeolian wall lizard)
Lineage: Eukaryota; Metazoa; Chordata; Lepidosauria; Squamata; Lacertidae
Gene: FGF3
Product: fibroblast growth factor 3
Exons: 3
Coding region: 438-1154 (238 amino acids)
Biological process (GO): animal organ morphogenesis; regulation of cell migration; positive regulation of protein phosphorylation
Cellular component (GO): cytoplasm
Molecular function (GO): fibroblast growth factor receptor binding; growth factor activity
Source: RefSeq, a predicted model, not a curated record